GGAUUAUUACCAGGAAGCGAAAUAAGCGGCAUGGAAGAGGACUUCGAUUCGGAAGCGUUCGACGAAGAGCAAUUAACCCGUAUGCAACGAUUACGCAAACAUCUUGACGGUGAAAAUGCGUUUGAUAGGUGAAUUCUUUUAUUACGCAACUCAUAAAAAUAAAUCUAAUUACAAUUUUAUAUUAAUUCAGGCAAAUGGUUGCUAGAAAUAUAAUGGAAACUCUACGAGAGGCAGUUGACUCUGACGAGAGCCAAAUAAGGGAAGUUAUGGAGGCCGUCGAAACACUUUCGAACGAUGUUGAUUAUACUGUUCGAUCAGACCUGGUCGAACAAAUUCCUCACCUCGCAAUAUUCUGCCACGAAAAUCUAAAUUUUCAAUCUUACCUAAGUCUUCGUAUAUUACCAAUCGUUAAACGAUGUCUAACUGAUACAAAUCACCAUGUGAGGAAAACAGUUCAGGCUGCUCUUAUUGUAAUCACAGACCAGGGGCUGAUUCCACCUAAUGAGAUUGAAAACGAAAUUUGCCCUACUAUAUUAAAGCUGGCAGACCAUGGUCACGAAGACUAUCGAACGGAAGCUGUGACUGUGAGUACUAGCUCUUAUUACGACUAAGGGAGUGAUACUAACCGCAGUCGGUACGAUUAUUUCGGGGUAGUUCCUUACGUUAUUCUUUCAUCAAAGUAGCAAUUGCCGUCGGCCCUGUGAAAGACAUGGGUAGUGAGAUGUGAACAUUCGACACCUCUCUACUCUGUCUUUCGUCACGGACGUCGGCUGGAACACUUUCACUGGAUGAAUGCGAGCUGCAAAUACAUGGUGCUUUAUUUAUAGAAGAAGUAUGAUUAAUUCCGGUGAGUGAUCGCAAUCAUUAUUAAUGCAUGGCGGAGGCAACGGACUGUUUUCGAUUUACUGGACAUGAGUAAGAACGGAAAUCAAAACUGUGAAGGCGGGCCGUGUCAAUGCUGGACUGUUGUAGUCGACGUUUUCUAUCACAGCCAGCUUUGAUGAGCCCCGAGUACACAAUUGCAUCCCAAGAACCAAAAGUGCUAAAUGUUCUCCAACGCACGGUUCAAGUACCUGUGGUCUGUAAUUGAGAUCAUAUCACAGCCUGCUUGGAUCAUACGUUGGUAGUUCUCUGCACUGUUGCUUUAUUUAGGAAACAAUUGUCAACAGCUCGUUGCCUCUAACGCGUUGAGUGACGCAUCAAAGUGACUGAGAAAUGGCUGCUUAAUUGCACAUAUCACAGCCAGCUUUGAUGAGCUAUUCAAUGUGACGGUACAAUUCUUCGUCAGUAGGUGCACACCUUACGUCUUUUGCACAAGUAGUUCGUGGCUUGUCGAGUGGCAGUGAUGUGUCGAUUUCAUGAUCAUAUCACAGCCAGCUUUGAUGAGCUAUGCGCGCUUUUCAAUCCUCGCUAAUGCUAACUUUUUAUUAUUUUAACAGCUACCUUAUUCUUUGCAAGUAGGGCGAAUCAAAGUAGUUGUGGUGUGCUGUCUUUCGGUUCAUAUCACAGCUUGCUUUGAUGAGCUUAGCUUUGCUCUUUGAUCACUGUCGAAUUUCGAUCUAUUAUUUCGAUAAUUCUUUCAUGCUAUUAAUAAUAAGUACUGACUGCAGUAGUUGGAACAGUUUAUCGUAACAUUCACUUAUCUUAUGCCCCAUAUUCUUACAGUUAAUGGUUAAGAUGGCACCGUUGUUUGGCUAUGAAAUCGCUAAAAAGAUACUAUUAGAUAAAUUUUGUGAAAUGUGUGAGGAUGUGAUUUUUCAUGUAAGAAAGUUAUGUGCGUCUAUUAUGGGAAGUUGGUGCAAGUUUAUGGGGGAAAAAGAUACAGAGGAAAUAUUAUUAUCCCGUUUUAUAAAGCUUUGUAAAGAUGACGUUUGGGGCGUCAGAAAAUGUUGCAUAGAAAGUUUUGUCCAUGUUGCUAAAAUAUGCUCAAGGGAGCUGAGAAGAAGUACGUUGACAAAAACAUAUUUGGAGUUGUUAUUGGAUAGUUCAAGAUGGGUUCGAUUAGCUGCAUAUGAAAGUUUAGGAGCUUUUAUAUCAACAUUUGCCCGUCCCUCCUCCGAAUCCGGUUUCGAAGUACGAGACGGAAGUCUCGUACGAGUAAAUGCGGAUGGUGAAUUGGGUGAUGACACAAACUCGCUUUGCGACGAAGAUGCAAUAAAAUACAAUUCCUUCGAGUUUUGGAGAACACCACUGCCAGAAAUCGAUUUAUUGUUGCUCGAGGACGACAACGCCAUCUUAUCGGACGGAAACAACAGUAAUGCUCAGCGAAAAGAGCAAAAAGCCGUUAGGGAAAUUGAUGAUGCCAAGUUGAGUUCUGCCUUAGAAGAGAGGCUAAGCGUAUUUGAUGAUAACGAGUCAAACGCUAGUAGGUUUGCACCAAUAAUCAAGGAUGAUUUGCUGUCAUAUCACAAGGACAGUGAAGAAUUAGUAGAAACAACCCCAAUCUCUGAAUUGGCAAUACAACAAGAUGUGAUUCCACACGAACUAUUAGAACAUUUUUUAAGAAUGGGUGAACAAUCUGCUGCUCAAACUGUUGAUCUAGAUAUUGCUAGGCAUUGUGCCUACUCAUUUCCGGCUGUCGCAUUGACUUUGGGUCGAAAAAAUUGGAACUGUUUACGAGAAUUAUACAAAAAAUUAGGCGAGGAUCAAUUGCAACAAUGGAAAGUUAAACGAACGCUGGCUUGUUCGAUUCAUGAAUUGGCUCAAAUUGUUGGAACGGAAAUAACUAUAACAGACAUAUUGCCUGUGUUUAAUAAUUUGUACAACGAAAUGGACGAGAUAAGAGUAGGAGUUUUGAAGAACUUAUCAGUCUUCCUUACUCAACUACCGCCCAACGAACGCGCUAAAUACUUGCCUCGUCUAGGUGAAUUUCUGAAAAGCAAUAACGGUGCUAUGGACAGUAAGAAUUGGCGCUUCAGGGAGCAGUUGGCUGAACGUCUUAUACAAAUCAUUCCCUUGUUUUCUGCCGUUCAAGUUGAUAAACACAUUGUACCAAUCGCUUUAACGUUAGUUGUGGACAAGGUUUGUGCUGUUCGGCAAACUGCACUUUUGCUGCUAGCACUUGUUUUAAAGCGUCUUUCUAGUGACGACAGGCUCGUUGCUGAUUUAACUAAUUCAUUACUGAAUUGUUUGGCGCUGUCUAGUAGCUGGCACUUACGACAGUCCUAUGCUACACUUUGUCAAAGGCUUCUUGAACACAAUAGUGUUUCUAGUUGGACAUUCGCAUAUCUUAUGCUACCGUCGUUAGUUGCCUUGGCUACUGAUAAGACAGUGAAUGUUCGAAUUGCAGUUGCUCGUUGUAUGGAUCGUUGUGUUUGCAGUGAUACCUAUCUGAUAAGUACAGAAAAUGCACAAGCAUCUGAUUUACUAGAAACAAUUGAGCAGUUAAGAAAUGAUGCAGAUGUCGAUGUUAGGUCUAUGUUUACUUGAACUUCCCCGAUCUUAUCAAAAAGGCUGUGAUUUGACUAAAAAAUAUAAAAUUCAUACUUUAAUUGUAAUAAUUCAAUAUAUAUUUAUACCCUCUAUAAACAAUAAAUUUUCAGUUUUUUUCUAAUAUUUUUGUACUUUUCUCAAAUUUUGUGCACUUGAAAUUAUAAGAAUGGCACUAGUUCAUAUAAAAUUUGGCAAAGAGAUACAGUACAGUUUAUAAAGUAUAAUCAAUACAAUUUGAGCAAUCC
Messenger RNA from Dimorphilus gyrociliatus, 3677 nucleotides. Lineage: Eukaryota; Metazoa; Annelida; Polychaeta; Dinophilidae. The record is from the annotation of a GenBank genome assembly.